AUGUUACAAAUUCAACAAUUUGGUAAUGGGGGUCUUAAUAAGACCAGUACCCAUAGCCUUCCAUCAUUUAAUGAACUAAUUACGGCCAUUCCACUUCCAAACGAUUUUUUAUCGUCAUCGUCUCCACCUCCUCAUAGUACAACCCCUCCAUCAAAUUCCACUCCAUUUCCCGAAUAUUAUCAAUUCCAACCAAUUCGUCAAGAAAUAAGACCCAAAUUCCCCAUUUCAAAUCCACCUUCAUUUGACGCACAAUACCCCCGCCGUGAAAGCUUUUCGCCUGCCCCUCACCUGCCACUUUCAAGCCUCGGGUCCUCGGCGACUACCCCCGAAGAUCUAGUGGUGCUGCUGGCGGCGGCCGCACCUCCUGUGACGAAACGCACAACCAAGACGCAGGUUGUGGCGCGAGAUGUAGGCGUGACAAGCCGCAAGCAUAUUUGUAAGUGGUGUCACCGGUCGUUUACGACACUGGGUCAUUUGGCCCGCCAUAAUAGGAUACAUACAGGUGAACGCAAGCAUAAUUGUCCAUGGCCGCUGUGCGAUGCAAAGUUUGCCAGGCAGGAUAAUUGUAUGCAACAUUACAAGUCGCACACCAAUAACAAAAAGAGGAAGAGACAUACACACUAA
Meyerozyma guilliermondii ATCC 6260 is the source of this 624-nucleotide messenger RNA. RefSeq names its product Nrg1p (gene NRG1). Gene Ontology annotation, biological process: regulation of transcription by RNA polymerase II. Gene Ontology annotation, cellular component: transcription regulator complex; PcG protein complex. NCBI's taxonomy places the organism in Eukaryota, Fungi, Ascomycota, Pichiomycetes, Serinales, Debaryomycetaceae. The transcript has a single exon. Bases 1 to 624 code for a protein of 207 amino acids. The record is from RefSeq and is a predicted model, not a curated record. Gene Ontology annotation, molecular function: DNA-binding transcription factor activity, RNA polymerase II-specific; RNA polymerase II cis-regulatory region sequence-specific DNA binding.